AUGCCCGACGAUGACAAGCGCCGUGAUACGAGCAAACAGCCCGCCGACAAUGCGCCAUCAAGAGCUACGACACCUGGGCGCAGCAUCUUCGCGUUGCCAGCUCCCUUAAAGCGCAUCUUCGACCAAUUCCCUCUCGUGACCUACGAUGCGAACGAGCUGCCAGAAAGAGCACCGAAGACGAGAAAUCAGCAUGUUCUUCAUGUCUUUACGAAUGAGAAAGAUGCGAUUGAUGGCCGUCCAAGCUUCAAUCCUGGUUGUCUGAAGUGGCAGACGUAUCUGAGAUUCUUCGAUAUCCCAUUUCGAACGGUGCCAUCAUCCAACCAUGCCUCGCCCAGCGGGAUGCUACCUUUCCUCCAACCUGCCGUCUCCACUCCUGAAACAAUCAAUGCUCUCGACCCGAUUCCAAGUAAUAAGCUAAAGAAGUGGCUUGUUUCGCAAAAGACGGUCAAUAGCGUGGAAGAGUCUGCGGACAUCAGAUAUGAGGCGUAUGCAUCGUUGCUGGACAAUCGGAUACGGAAAGCUUGGCUCUACCAGCUUUAUCUGGAGCCACGAAACUCACCGCUAGUUAAAAGACUCUAUAUCGCCCCAUGCUCCUCUCAACCAUUGGUACAAAAGGCCAUCGCACACCAACUCCGCUCAGCCGCUGCAUUAGAGCUCGAGAAAUCAGCAGGCAGCAAUGUCCUAUCGGCUUUGGACUUAUUGAACGACGCCGAAGAAGCUUUUCAAACACUAGCGGAUUCACUGGGACAGGAUCAAUGGUUCUUCGGCCAAAAGUAUCCAGGCUUGUUCGACGCCAGCGUUUUUGCCUACGCGGGUCUGAUUUUGGACGAGGCUUUCGGCUGGAAGCACAAUCCAUUGCAAGAGUUACUGUCGAAGCACGAGAAUCUUGUGGACCACCGGAAUCGAGUCACCGAACUGUACUAUUAG
Zasmidium cellare ATCC 36951 is the source of this 927-nucleotide messenger RNA. RefSeq lists its product as uncharacterized. Gene Ontology annotation, biological process: mitochondrion organization. Lineage: Eukaryota; Fungi; Ascomycota; Dothideomycetes; Mycosphaerellales; Mycosphaerellaceae. The transcript is spliced from 3 exons. Gene Ontology annotation, cellular component: SAM complex. The record is from RefSeq and is a predicted model, not a curated record. Bases 1 to 927 code for a protein of 308 amino acids.